Adineta ricciae is the source of this 3624-nucleotide messenger RNA. Lineage: Eukaryota; Metazoa; Rotifera; Eurotatoria; Adinetida; Adinetidae. The record is from the annotation of a GenBank genome assembly.
AUGACAAUAUUUCUUUCUGAUUUUCUCCUAUUAAUUCUGACAUUUAAGUUUAUUAAUGGUCAAUUUUGUUAUACAAAUCAAUGCUCUGUCCAUGCAACGUUAACUGGUGAUGUACAAAAUUGGGCUCUCUUGAUUCAGAAUUACAUUCUGAAAUUGGCAUCAGAUACUAUGCAUCGUGAAAAAACUCAAGAAUAUUUCGAUCUAGCUGAAUACAAGGAAGAAACGAAACAUGGAGAUAAAUUAUUGGACGAAAUGAAAGCGACGUUAGAGAGAUAUUUCGAAUACAAGCAACACGCUGCUAAUCGAAUUGCCAAACAUGCGCGAGAAUUACAUGAUUCCAUGUAUUUAGCACGUGAAAAAGUUUAUUUACAAUAUUUAGCAAAUAACUCAACUGGUCAAUCGUCAUGGCGCAAAUCGAACGGAUCGCUUGGGUUAACUCAGCAUAAACAACUACUUCAUUUAGACGCUGAUGCGUAUAAGGAUGCUGAUAUACCGUUACGUUUACCAUCGAAUAUGACAUUUCAUCCACAUUUUAAACGAAACGUUAGCCUUAAACAUAGUGUUGUGAAAAUUAGUGAUGAAAUACCGCGAAAUAAUGUCGAAUCUAUUUGGACAGUCGAAUGGACACACGGACUCGAAUCUACAUUUGUUCAAAACCGAGAAGAAGAUCCUGGGAUACGUUGGCAAUACUUCGGCUCCAAAGUUGGUCUCAUACGAUUGUAUCCCGGUCGUGAAUGGGAUCAGAACUUUGCGGGAUUUUACAAUGAUUAUGAUCCUCGUGUUCGCCCGUGGUAUAUCGGUACGACAAGCGGACCGAAAGAUGUGAUUAUUAUAAUUGAUUGCAGUGAAUCCAUGGCAUCGAAUGGUAAAUUUGCUAUUGCACGAUCAGUCGCUACAGUUAUUAUCAAUACGUUAACGCGACAAGAUUAUGUAAAUGUCAUAUGUGCACACGAAUCUCAUUGGAACGAUAUUGGUAAAUGGCAUAUUUAUAAAACGAAAGUUCUAAGUUGUGAGCAGGACAAGAUGGUCAAAGCCACAUUAGCCUACAAGCGUGAUUUGAAAGAGAAAAUCGCAGAAUUGAAACCAGGUGGAACAUCCGAAUUCGAAACAGCGUUUGAUACGGCAUUUGAUUUGUUUCAACGUGAGCCAAGAACGGGUUGUCAGUCGAUUUUAGUCUUUAUCACCGAUGGACAAGAUACCGAUGGAGAAAAAGUACGUUGCGGAGCUGGACAAUAUACACGUAGUGGGUAUGUGCCAGGGCCGAUUUGUAAGUAUAAUUGGACACGAUAUUGGACACAAGUGAAACAACGACAACAAUUUCAUCCACGAGCAAGGGUGUUUAGUUACCUCGUGAAAGAUAACGGACAAAUAUUUCCUGGAAAACUCGCGUGUGAAAAUGAUGGACAUUUCACUAUUUUGAACGACGGGGAGAAUUUAAUCAAUAAAAUGUUCAAUUAUUUCGAUUAUCUAUCCAAAGCUUCGCUAGGCACGAACGGCAGUUGGACAUCGCAAUAUAUCGAUCAAUGGGGUUUAGGAAUCAUGUUAACCUAUGCAAUACCAGUCAUUUCUAACAUAGAUGGACGUUUAAUUGGUGUAGCUGGCGUUGAUGUUACAUUAGACGAUAUCGAACAUGUGAUUUCAAGUAAAAGUUGGGGCAGUGUCUACGGCUUUCUCGUUAAUCGUCUCGAUGGUGAUGCAAUUAUCCAUCCAGGUUUAAAAUCUACAACCAUUCCCAUCGAAGAUCCUAUCUCGACACAUAUUAAACAGCUGGAAAUGUCAAAUAAUAAGCCUGAAAAAUUUCUCACUGAUAUUCUGCCAUCGAUGCUCCGAGGUGAAAAAGGCUCGCUGAGAUUAGUAGACGCUUAUCGAGCGACCAUGCGACGAGGAUUUGGUGUUGGAACAUAUUAUUGGUCUCCGAUUGAAAACACAGAUUAUGUCUUUGCGUAUAGUUUGGGUGAAUCAGAUGAGAAAUUUCGUGAAGUCCGACAACCCAAGGAUUUAUCGACUUAUGAAGAAAGCUUCUUUAAUCUAUUGAUAGAAUACAAUAGUAGCAAAGGUCGAGAAGUUUUACCCGGCAAAUUCGAGCAUAUGCAAGUGAAAAUUAACGAUCCGAAAUAUAAAGAUUUACGUGUGAGUUAUUUGUAUUCGUCGAUUAUGCUGGCACCACGUGUUUACUGUGAUCCCAGCGAGUAUUUCUACAAUGAUGAUCUCGCACAAAAGACCAUCAAUGCGCAUAUUUAUAUUAAUCAACGUGGCGAUCCAAAUGAGAACGAUAAAGGUUGUGGUGAGGCAAAAGUCAUGUUUCAUGAAAACACACGUGCUUAUGUUUUAAUCUCACAACCAAUUGAAAGAGUUUGGCGAGCGAGACCAUCGGAAUUAACGAAAGAUAUUAUUUGGACGUAUGUGGGGAUGAGAACGGGUGUUUUUCGAACCUAUCCGGCACAUCGAUCAGUACGAGACUAUGACCAUACAACACGUGGAUGGUAUAAACGAGCCGUUUCGCUUCAAGAUCGAACAACAGCAUCGAUGCCAUAUUUGGAUUUAAGUGGAGGCGGAAAAGUUAUCACCAUAGCACAAGUACUUUUUGAAGGUAUGCCAUCAAUAUCGAAUGAAACAUGCCAACAAAAAGCGAAAGACGGGUCUUCCGAACGAAAAUUUCCUGGCGGUUGUCCAUGUUCUAAUGGUGCUGAUUGCUUAUCUGGUUAUUGUUAUCAAAGCGCAGCACCUGGACCUGAACAUAAGCAACUGCGUUGUGCUACGGAACGGAUUAUUGGUGUUACAGGUACUGAUAUACGGUAUGAUUCAUUUCAUUCGGAAAUUAUGAAACGUAUGGUUGCCUCCGAUGAUCAUCGGUCAUGUGGUUCGAAGUAUCCCUGUCCAGGAAAUCAAUCGAAAGAAUGUUCAACACGUUGCUAUCUCGUCGAUCACGGCGGUUAUCUAAUUGUUGAUCCUGACUUCGUUGAUAUACCUGCCAUACAUGAAAACCGUUACAAUCAACUAACCCUCGGCCACAAAGAAGGCGAAGUCAUGGCAGAUUUGAUCUAUACCCAUCAAUUAUUCGAUCGAGUUGAAACCAUCACCUUUCAAGGAACAUGCCAUGUGACAAAACCGUCAGCGAAAGUUACAUUAAAAGGUAUACCAGCCAAUCCCGAAGAAUUAGAUAACAAAUACAAAAACAAAGGACCAAUUCCACAAUUCAUCAACGAAUACGGUUGUAUACAAGAUCAAGUACGAUAUCGAGUUAAUCCAUCGAGGUUAAAAUGGUCGGAACUAUUCAUUGGUGAAGUCAAUGGACCAUGCAUGAGUGGACAGUACUAUGUCACACCAUUAGUUAAAACAAAUCUCAUUCUCGUUGUUAUCGAAAACUAUUAUGCGGAACAAUCGAAGAACUUCUACAACUUCAAUUGCAAAAUCCAACGAAGUAUUGUCGAUGCUGGCGCAUUUCGUAUUAUCAAUGGUACAUGUGCGCAUAAAACAGAAAAACUAAGUAGUCUCUAUGGCGAAAACAAAUGUCCAGCGUUACGCGAAGUGGAAAUCGAAUGUAAAUAUAAUCAAACAAGCAGACCUCAAUUCUCUCUCAUUUUCAUUUUUUCAAUACUUCUAUGUUACAAACUACUUUUCUAG